Molecule: messenger RNA, 766 nt
Organism: Arabidopsis lyrata subsp. lyrata
Lineage: Eukaryota; Viridiplantae; Streptophyta; Magnoliopsida; Brassicales; Brassicaceae
Exons: 1
Coding region: 96-488 (130 amino acids)
Source: RefSeq, a predicted model, not a curated record
UAUCUCAAAAAUCAUACACAAAAAAAAAAUCCACACAAACGCAAAAACAAAGAUCCAUCGAUACCAAUUUAUUCAACAAGCAAAGUAUAGCUGACAUGGCAAAGAGCAAAGACCGUUCGCUACUAAACCGGUUGAGACAAGCCGUGAAUAAAGUAAGAUUCGUGUUAAGUUUCAAGAUAAACAGCCUCUGGGAUCUCGUACCGAUGCUUGGUUCUUCCUCUUCUUCUUCGUCUCUUCGGUUAAGUUUCAACGAUAGACCCGGUUUAACAGCGGCUUUUGCAGAGAAUGAACCGGACUUAAACGGUUCUUCAAGGGGAGCGUUGUAUAGAACCGUGAGUUAUGAUCAAUCUUCAGAUGAAGACAUAGACAACAAAGCUGAGAUGUUCAUAGCUAACUUCUACAGACAGCUUAAGAUUGAGAGACAAAUCUCUUUGGAACUUAAAUAUUUUCAGGGUAAUAAUCAGAGUUUCAACUACAGAUCGCCUUAAUAUAAUGUUCAUAUUUUUAUUUAUACAUUCGUUUAUUUGUUGUAAUACUAAGAUCCUAUAAUUUUCAUUGGGUCUUAGCUAAUGAUGAGUUGGCCUGCUAUUUUUUUGUAGUAGUAGGCUUAUCCAUUGUCAUUAGUGUGAGUCACAUUUGUUCAUUUACAUUUUAUAAUUCAUUUAUGUAAUGAAAUGUGAUGAUAUAAUGUUAUGUUAUUGAUAUGAGUAUAAAAAAUUUAUUGAUUGCUAUUGCAUUCAAAGCUUCUAUUAAAUACUUUUCAUUG